Molecule: messenger RNA, 6324 nt
Organism: Pimephales promelas (fathead minnow)
Lineage: Eukaryota; Metazoa; Chordata; Actinopteri; Cypriniformes; Leuciscidae
Gene: map4l
Product: microtubule associated protein 4 like
Biological process (GO): neuron projection development; microtubule cytoskeleton organization
Cellular component (GO): neuron projection
Molecular function (GO): microtubule binding
Source: RefSeq, a predicted model, not a curated record
GAUCACAGAGGCGCACUGUACGAGAGGGCGGAUCUGACUGUGCACAUCGGCCAACACUACAGAGCACUGAAUUUUAAAAACAACAACAACGGGAGGAUGGACUUCAGUUUACGUGAUGCUUUCACAGACGGAGCAUCUAAGGCAACCCAGGACAGCCUCCUGAAGAGGGAUUUUGUGGCCGGGUUGGAGGCACAGACCUUUGAUGAUAAAGUGGGCGAGACUGUUAAGAAGACAGACUACCGCCCCCUUCUGGAUGGGAUGGACGGGAAAAUGGAAGGGUCUGGGUUUAUGUCUGCAGGCCAGAUUGGAGGUCAACGUCAGGACCCUCAGGGAGAGAUCCGUCCCAGCCCUCCUGGACAAUAUGUCUAUAAUCAUGACUUUCAAUCAGGUCCUACAUCAAUGAUUGGAAUGCCUGGCCAAUUGGUAAACCAACAGAUGGGAUCUACGGUGAAGGAUAACAGCAUGGAUUCUUUUCUGGGGUUCUCUCAGCCUGGGAUGAAUAUUGGUAUGAAUAUGAAUGUUGGCAUGGCCCCUUUCCAGACCUCCAAACCCCUCAGCAUGGUUGAACCUCAGAAGACCUCACCCUUGUUUGCCAAUGAACCACCCAAACCAUCCCAGAUAACUGCUAAUCCAAGUGAAACAAGCCCUCGUAACAACCAGGAAAAUUCUGCAGUUUGUGGAAGCCCUUGGACAGGUGAGGAAAUGCUCUCAACGGAGCAGUCCAAUGCUUCCAACAAGGCAGAACAGAGGAGCACUGAUGCCUUGGGUUUCCAGAGUCAAGAUGCAGCGUCCGGCGAGGAAAAGUCCAUUGAGGAAGGAACCGAGAAGCAACAGAAGCGUAAAAAAAAGAAACGCAAGAACAGGGAAGAAAUGUAUGACUUUCUGGACAGUCUUGGUUCCCCAGACUCUGAAGAGACUCCUUCCGAAAGCUCCAACCACGGCUGCCCCUCACCUCCCGGUAAGGAUGAAGAGAUUUGGGAAAAUGAGAUCCAGGAGAGAGGGGGAGGACGCAUCAAGGCCAGGAAGAGCAAGAGCAGGAAGAAGCUUCCAGAAGAAUGGAGUGCUCCCUCAACUGUGAUGGACAUGGAUUUUAGCAGCCCUAAUUUGGGUGAUUUUAAGCCCCCAUCCACAGCAAGCCUAGAUCAGGGAAGUACACCACCCUCGCUCACACCUGAACCUCUACACCUCACGGACACCCAAGCAUGCAGACCACAACCGACCAGCCAGGCAAACACCUCUAUAUUCUCAAAUUACCCCAGCUCCACUGUGAAUACCAUAGAUGACUCAACAUUCAAGAUUGACAGGGAUGUGCUUGAUAAGGAUAAAUCUAAAGAUGAUAUUAAUAAGACUAACCUAGAGUUGCCUGGUAUUCACCGUACAGAUCAGUUACCCAUGGACUCAAAGACUGACCCUACUCACCCAGCUGAUCCCAACCAGAAGUCAACCCUUGCCCUCAGUCCAACUCAGACUGUUAUGUUCCUUGACUCCGUGCUGCAGGCGCAGACCCCAGAUGCAAGCCCCCCAUCCCAGAGCACCCCUGUGAAAACCCCCAUCUCUCACACCACUGCCCCCAAUGUGACCCCUGGCCCACUGUCCAUUGCCACAGACUUCGCUGCCUCUCAGAGUGCACCAGCUGUUAGUCACUGCACCCCAACAAUUCCCUCCAGCACUGCAGUGAGCUUACACUCAGAAGCUAUGCCUUUCAUCCCAUCAAUCACAGAGCAGCAGGAGCCCCCGCCGGCACAGCCCCCCCUACUGGAAGUAAAAGAAGAUAAGACUACCAAGGAGAAAAUGGAGAAUGUGCAAACUGCUUCAAAGAUGGAAAGCAUCAACAUAAUUGAGAAGCAAGACAAGCCGGAGAAGAUGGAGAAGAUCGAUCAUCUGAACAAGAAAGAUGAGAAUACAAAGAAAACAGACAGUGUGGAUAAGACUCAGAAGAUUGAGCAGAUCAUCAAAGAUGAGAAGAAAGCCGAGAAAGAGGAGAAACAGGAUAAUAAAGCUGAGAAAAAGGAGAAAGUAGACAAACCCGAGAAGACAAACAAGGAGAAAGAGGAGAAGAAAGACAACAGGGAAAAAGUUGACAAGACAGCCAAAGCUGAGAAGAACAUGACCGCUGCUAAAGGACCUGCUAAGUCUCCGACAGCAAAUGGGAGCAAGGAGGUGACCAGCCUGGACAGUAAGACCAAGCCUUCAGUUGGGUCAACCAAACAAAGCUCAGCAAGACCAAACUCGCUGUCCACUGGAGACAGUGCUGGUGCCACCAAACGCACCUCUCCCAACUCUGCCAGUAAAAAAAGCCCUAUACCCAAGGCAACAACCCCCACUACUGGUACCAAGAAAACCCCCACCACCACGUCUACUCUUGAGACUAAGGCCAAGUCUUCUGAAACUGGCGCACCAGCCCAGCGUCGCCCUCCAGUGCCAAAGGCUAAAGCUGCAUCUGCUACCAACUCUAAAAAUGGCACAAGCUCCACCUCUGCCCGACGCUUCUCCGCUACAAAGACUGAAAACCAAGCAGGAGAGGUGAAAAAGGCACCAGUUAAAACAACUUCAAGGACAACUCGCACACCAACCUCUGCCACCAGCACAGUAGCCACCAAUGGAACCCCGACCCCUCGACCGUCCCGCAUCACCAAACCCCCCGUGCCCAAGCAGACUCCCCUUGAGAGGAAGCCCCCUGUGCCUCGAGCCCCUCGAAACACCCGGAUCACCAACGCACCACUGCCGGAUCUAAAAAACGUGCGCUCCAAGAUCGGCUCCACCGAUAACAUGAAGUACCAGCCUGGAGGAGGCAAGGUCUCUGCAGCCCAGGGCAAGACCGAUGCUCUGCCAAAGACCAGCCAGGGCAAAGUUCAGAUAGUCCACAAAAAGCUGGACUUCAGCCAUGUGACCUCCCGAUGCGGCUCCAAGGACAAUAUCAAGCAUGUACCUGGUGGAGGAAAUGUUCAGAUUUUAAAUAAAAAGGUUGACUUGAGCAAAGUGACCGCAAAAUGUGGAUCCAAGGACAACAUGAAGCACAAGCCAGGUGGUGGUGAUGUGAAGAUUGAAUCCCAUAAGGUGAAUGUCAAUGCCAAGGCCAAAGUGGGAUCACUGGACAAUGUAGGCCAUGAACCAGGAAGUAACAAUGUAAAGGCUGAUGGGGUUCAGCAGAAAUCUGAGGGAAGUCCAUCUCCCCCGGCCGUCUCCUCAUCCUUGCAGGCAGGAAAUGGGGCAAAAGAGAAUGGGCUGAAAGAGAAUUCUCCUACUCCUGUACCUUCUUUGGGAGAAGGGCCCCGGGACUCCCAAGGCCUGGACAAGCGCAUCCCUGGGACAAACUGAGCCCUACAAGCUGAACUUCCGCGAGAACGCACGAGCUCGCACGGACCACGACGCUAAAAUCAUCUCCUGGUCCUCCCUGAGUGGCAGCCACCCCCACCCACAUCGCAGCACCUCUCUCAGUGUUUCUCUGGGGUCCGCCAUGUCCUCACACUCAACCCAGCUUAUCCCAUUCACUCAGCUAUGAGAUGUGUGUAAACCAGCAGGAGAAGGGGGAAAUUUCAACACAGCUUGUCCCUUUUAAACCAUUCUUCUCAUUAGCUUCUUCUCUUGUUUUCAGUUUUCUUUGUUUAUUCCUUGCUGGGAAACCACUUAUGAGAUCAUGUUUUGGGAAUGACUUAAUUUACAGUGCUGCUGUUCGAACGCAGGGAUUGGUUUGAGGCUAGUUUUGAGAUGAAGUCUCCAGAUGAUUGGAGAUGGUUGGAUGGUUGUCCAGCCGCAUAGGUCAUCUUUGUUGAAACCACAGCAUUUAGCCCGUCAACACCGAGUUUCUUUCCUACAAGCCUGUGUUGUCCCUUAGACAGACCUAAAUUGAAAUGCAAUACCCUCGUUUCUGUCUGGCAUUAUAUGUUCUCCAAUGGAAACCCCAGAACUCACUAGAGAUGUAGCUUAUUACAUCGUAUUAUGACAGUUAAGCUCCCUGUAUUGUUAGUAUGUGGGGCUGUCUUUAAUCCCAGUCAAAAGGGACGAACCAGCCGCCAUCCAUCCAUCUGCUUCCUUUGCUCCUCUGACCUUGUCCACCUCACACAAAUUCUAAACCCUGGUCUCCCCUAGUAUUUAAAUGAGCACUUAAUCAUUUGAAACGUAUAGGCUGUUCAAACAAUAGCAUAUUUACAUCUUCAAUGAGUUUGCUGUAUCGUGUUAAUCGUAAAUUACUGUAACUAUGAGCUGUAUCAUUAUGAUGUCUAACCAUCUGAUUACAUCUUCCACUUUCCAAUUCCCUCAAAGCAUCUUGUGAACUAAUAUGACACAUGACACACAUAAACGAUACAGGAAGAGGAAAAGGCAGUGGCACACAAGCUAAACAGACAGGAUGGAAGGAAUAUAGAUGGAUAAAGAAAGUUAGAAUGGAUAUGUUUACACUCUGUACACAGGUCAUGAUUAUUUGCUCAAAGGUCCAAAUCAUCCCUCACCUUGAAUUAAGUAUCGUUCUUCCAAGUUCAAAAAGUAGAAGACUUUUGCACUGAACAUAUAAACUGGCAUGUGGGAGGGCACAUUAACAUUAACUGAGCAUUGCAAUCCAGUGCAUUUCCCUAUUAUUUAUUCAAUGGCAAUUGAUAAAUUGUUGUUUAGAAAUGACUAUUUAAUCGAACAUACUAGGAAAUGCAUUUUGUUUUUUACCAAGUGAUGUAUUAUUCACAAAGUAGUUGAAUAUCAUAGUUUUAAACUCUCUAAACCUACUAUUGUAGGGCUGCUUUUUUUGAAGCUCAUGACUAGUGACACUGUUAACAGUGAAUUUGUGGGCACUUUACUGGUAGUAAUAUUACUCUAGAUAUCUUUGGCUCCACAAUGCCUGCAAAAAAAAAAAAAGUUGCUGUUGUUGGUUAAAAGCUUAUGUUUGUAUACAGGGUUUGAUUGCCUACAGUAAAUGUUGUGAAAUUUUUUCCUGGUAUUUUACUGUGGUGUCAUGACAGAUAAUGUAUGGUGAUAAUGUUGUAACAUCAAAGAAAGUCCCAUUUAAAACUGAACAACCGAGACCAGGAAGUAUUAAAUUAUGCAAAUAUCUUAAAAAUUAAACAAUUAGAUGACGAGCAUUUUAAAUGCACUUUAUGAUGGGUGUUUUAUACAACAAGGAGAGCGAUAUGAUUGACUGAGCACAUCUUUCUAAACUGUGUCCCAUGAAAAGAGCCCUAGUUACUCAGAAAUCCAUAACAUGUACCUGUGACCUGUGUCUCGUUUAGCAUUCUGUAAAUACAGUUUGUACAAGUGUGAGCCAGUGUUCUUGGCGUAGAGCAGUUGCGCUUGGCCAAACAGUCCUGUCUGUAGUUCCUUUUGUGAUUAGUGCGUACUUUCCAGGGGCUGUGCCAGUAAACUUCAGUGUUGUACUCUUGAUACAGUGAUCAUAACCUUUCAUGCCUUCAGACAGCUCUAUUUUGUCCUUUCCAUAAUGAAUGAACACUCUCACUGUGUUAGUACACUUCUCACGUCCCCCGCACCAGUCCGCUCAAAGCAGUUUUGUAAAUACACGUUUCACACUUUAUAGGGAAAACACUUCUUGAUUGGGUUGUAUAGAGAAGCAAAGUGAAGAUUUUGCAUCUAUGAAUAUUUCUCCAGAUAGUAUUUUAUUGUUAAGUGAGACUGCCUUUUUUCUUUAAAAAAGGGCUGGCAAACAAGAAUGUUUUUAAAAUAUUAUGUAUUCAGGAAGCAAAGAAUAUUUAUUAUAUGUGUAACUUUUUCUCUUUGUCAUCACAGGUCACAUAGCCUAAUACAGUGUAAUCAAUAAAAGGGGGAGGAGUGUGAUUUUGACUGAGGACCGAAAAACUCAAAGGUCUCUGAGGAUGUCCUCCUGUAGGCUAUAGAUAAUGCACAGAAUUCUGGUAAUGACUUCGGUCGCCUGAGACUGGAUGCAAAAGGUGGGGUGAUAGGUUAGAGCUAAUCAGUAACCACAGGAACAAUGAUUCCUCCCACAAAACUGCACCUGACACAUAGACCUUGAAUGUUUGUUAUCCAUGCUGCACAUCUGUAUGAGACUAGCUGUCACUGGUAGGCUAAUCAGCAUGUUUAAAAGUAGAUAGAGCACUCCAAAGUUAAGCAGCAAAAGAGCCCCCUAGUGUGUCUGUUAGGACUCACAAUGUGUGUGUACUACUACUAAACAUUGAACACAGCAAAAGAGCAUGCUUACAUCAUGGACUACAGACAUGGUCCUAAACUUGAUUUACUGUCUCCCCUCUUAUUUAAGAUGUUUUUUGUUUGUUUGUUUUGUUUUUUGGUAUGAAAGAAAUAAUUGUGAUUAAUUGUUAACUAGUGAUGUGGAUAUUUAAUCAUGAAUAAAUAAAAAGUCAAGCAACA